GGUGGCUACACGUUUUUAGUGCAAAAGGUAAGGGAACAAUUCAACGAGGGCCCUUUAGCAAAAAAAAAAAAAAAAAAACACACAGAAAAAGCCCAGCCGAAAAGAGCCGACUAACCGCAGGCUACCUGGAGCUAACGCGCCUGAACCAUGGCGUCGGAACAGUGCUCUCAGAUCGAAGCCGAACUCUAUUUCCUGAUUGUCAGAUUUCUUCAGUCGGGACCGUGCAAAAAAUCCGCUCAGACUCUGCGGGAGGAACUGGAGGAGUUUGAGAUCAUCCCUGAGCGCUGGAGCUGGGACGGAACCCGCUACAGGAGAAACUUUCAGGAUUGGGUGACACUGAAUCAGCACAUCCCAGCAGAUUACUUGUUGCGUGUGUGUGAGCAGUUGUGUCCGUUACUGGACACACACGUCCCCCCCAGUGUCCCUGGACUCCGCAGUCUGCUGGGCAGCGGCCGACAGUCUCUACUGCGUACUGCAAAGAGUUCUUCCCACACAGUAUGGACAGGUUCUGCUGUAGCUGCUCUGCACCGGGGGCGGCCCCCCGAACCGCCAAUCAACUUCUCCAAACCGCCAAAUAUCGUGUCAGUCAUUGGCGGUCGCCAGGCUACUGGGGUGGCUCGCUUGGGCCACGCCCUCCCAUCCUGCACCUACCAGCACAUGAAGAUGCACAGGAGGAUUCUGGGACACUUGUCGUCAGUGUACUGUGUGGCUUUUGACCGAACAGGCCGCCGCAUCUUUACGGGUUCAGACGACUGCCUGGUGAAGAUCUGGGCGACAGACGACGGGCGUCUGUUGGCGACGCUGCGAGGUCACGCGGCUGAGAUCUCAGACAUGGCGGUGAAUUACGAGAACACGCUCAUCGCUUCUGCCAGCUGUGACAAAGUCAUCCGUGUGUGGUGUCUCCGUACCUGCGCACCCAUCACUGUCCUACAGGCACACACUGCCUCCAUCACCUCUGUACAGUUCUCUCCAUCUUUUGUCGGUUCUACAAGCUAUCUGGCCUCGACAGGAGCCGACGGCAUGGUGUGCUUCUGGCAGUGGAACAGCCUCACCAUGAAGUUCUCUGACAGACCAGUGAAAUUUGUGGAGCGCUCGCGUCCUGGGGUUCAGAUAUCAUGCUGCUCUUUCAGUACCGGUGGGAUGUUUCUGGCCACCGGAGGAACGGAUCAUGUGAUCAGGGUGUAUUACCUGGGUGCUGAGACCCCUGUGAAGCUGUCAGAUCUGGACUUGCACACAGACAAAGUGGUUGCCAUGCAGUUCUGCAACAACACCGACAGUCUGCGCUUCGUGAGCGGCAGUCGAGACGGAACGGCGCGGAUCUGGCAGUACCAGCAGCAGGAGUGGAAGAGCGUCGUGCUGGACAUGAGCAGCAAACUGCCCGGGAGCUCUGCAGCAUCAGGGGAGGACAAGACCACCAAGCUGGUGGUUACCAUGGUAGCAUGGGACCGCGGUGACCGAAUGGUCGUCACCGCCGUCUCCAACUUACUCCUCAAAGUCUGGAGCUCCACGAGCGGCCAGCUGCUACACGUGCUCUCGGGUCACGAUGACGAGGUCUUCGUCCUGGAGCCCCACCCCUUCGACUGGCGCAUCAUGCUGUCGGCCGGCCACGACGGCAACAUCUACAUCUGGGAUCUCAGCAAAGGCAACAAAAUUAGGAACUUCUUCAACAUGAUCGAAGGUCAGGGUCACGGAGCUGUGUUCGACUGCAAGUUCUCCGCUGACGGUCAGCACUUUGCCUGCACCGACUCGCACGGGCAUCUCCUGAUCUUCGGCUUUGGCUGCAGUCAGCUUUACGAGAAGAUCCCAGAUCAGAUGUUCUUCCAUACGGAUUUCCGCCCGCUGAUCCGAGACUCCAAUAACUACGUCCUGGACGAGCAGACGCAGCAGGCGCCUCACCUCAUGCCGCCGCCGUUCCUCGUGGACGUGGACGGGAAUCCGCACCCUCCCAGAUUCCAGCGCCUCGUUCCCGGCCGAGAGAGCUGCAAGGACGAGCAGUUGGUGCCUCAGCUCGGCUACAUGGCGAACGGUGACGGGGAGGUGGUGGAACAGGUGAUUGGCCAGCAGACGGCGGAUGAAGGUCAGGAAGAAAGUCCACUGGACAAUCUGAUCCGGCAGCUACAGAACCAGCAGGAUGACCGACUGAUCUCAGGCGCUGAAGCAGCAGGCGGUCCUCUGUCGCCCCCUAACGUCGGCCUGCGCAGGAGCGGUCAGGUGGAAGGGGUUCGACAGAUGCAUAAUAACGCCCCCCUCAGUCAGAUCGCCACAGAGAGGGACCUGCUGGCGUGGAGCCGCCGUGUGGUCGUUAACGAAAUCUCCUCAGGAGUCUUCAGAGUAAUGGAGGAGAGUCGAGCAGCUAAAGGAGAACUGGAGCGAUCUCUUUAUAACCUGGAGAGGAAGAAAAAACCUGCACAUACAACACGAACGGAGACGGUUGACGUUUCGGCUCGGUCUUUGCGGAGACCUCAGAGGAAACCGCAGCAGAAGAGACACGCGUAUCACACGCGGUCAGCGCGAGAGCGGAGGCGCGCUCGCACACUCAGCGACACGAGGGAGCACAGCCUCAGCGAGUCCGACAGUGAGGCAGAGCAGGAGGAGGAUCAGAACGACAACAGUGACGUGUCCUCUGAAGGUGAUGCUCAGUGGGAGGACGCCAGCAGCUCCAGCGACGACUCCAGCGAGUAUUCCGACUGGACGGCAGACGCAGGUAUCAACCUCCAGCCGCCCAAACGGCCAAUCAGAAGGCCGGCUCGUAUCGCCGGGAGCAGCAGCUCAGAGGACGAAGGGGAGGGGCAAAGAGAGGGGGAGGAGCGUCGCAAGAAGAAGGAGGAGGAGGAAGAGGAGAAGAAAAAGAAAUCCAAACAAACUAAACACAAGAAUGUUCCUGCUGGUGAGCUUGAAGAGUGGCUUCCCCAACCCUGGAUAAUGGAGACGAUGCCCAGACGGUCUCCGUUCCUACCUCAGAUGGGGGAUGAGUUGAUAUAUUUCCGUCAGGGUCACCAGGCGUAUGUUCGGGCAGUGCGACGUGCCAAAGUCUACAGCAUUAAUCCUCAGAAACAGCCCUGGAACAGACUGAAUCUCAGGGAUCAGGAGUGUGUGAAGGUGGUGGGUAUAAAGUAUGAGGUGGGUCCACCCACACUCUGCUGCCUCAAACUGGCCUUCCUGGACCCGCUCUCAGGGAAGAUGACUGGCGAGUCCUUCAGCUUGAAGUAUCAUGACAUGCCUGAUGUUAUAGAUUUUCUGGUGCUGCAACAGUUUUAUAACGAGGCCAAAGAACGCAACUGGCAACCGGGUCUGAGUUUCAGAAGUAUUAUAGACGACGCCUGGUGGUUUGGAGCAGUGGAGAGUCAGCAGCCGUACCAGCCGGAGUAUCCAGACAGCCUUUUUCAGUGCUACGCUGUCAGGUGGGAUAACGGCGAGCGAGAGAAAAUGAGCCCGUGGGACAUGGAGCCCAUACCGAGUGAAGGCGAGUCUGCACUACCAGACGAGGUCGGAGACAGCGUCCCUGUAACAGAGGAGGAACUUCAGUCACUGCUGUACCAGCCACAGGACGGAGAGUGGGGCACACACACACGUGAUGAAGAGUGUGAGAGAGUCAUCAGUGCCAUAGACCAGCUUUUAACUAUGGACAUAGCAAAGGCCUUCUCCUUUCCAGUGGAUCUGAGGGAUUAUCCUCUGUACUGCACUGUGGUGGCGUAUCCCACUGACCUCAGUACAAUCAGACAGAGACUGGUACACCGCUUCUACAGGAGGAUUUCAGCACUGAUGUGGGAGGUUCGGUACAUCGAGCACAACGCCAGGACGUUUAACGAGCCGCACAGCCCCAUCGUCACAGCGGCUAAAGCACUCACUGACCUCCUGCUGCGCUUUAUUGGGGAUCAGAGCUGUACUGAUGUCUUGGAUAUGUACGAUAAGGCCAGGACGGAGCUCAGCAGUGCUGCUGAAGAAGAGGAGGAUGUUGACAUCGACUCGGACACUCCAGGCACAUCGACUGGCCAGAAACGCUCUGGUCAGUCGUCUCAGAAGCGGGGCGUGGUGCUGGACGUGCAGGCGUGGUUCGCUCAGUGUAAAGAGCUGGUCAGGAGGAUGAUCAGCAGCCCUGACUCGGAACCCUUCCGCCAACCCGUGGACCUUUUCACCUACCAAGUAACCGAGCCGAGCAUCUGUUUCUGUCUGUCUUACAUUGUGGCAUCGGGCUUACUGAUUCACACCGCGUGUGUCUGUGUGUCUGUGCAGGACUACAGAGACAUCAUAGACACACCCAUGGACCUGGGCACGGUGAUGGAGACUCUUGUGGGAGGCAACUACGAGAAUCCUAUCGAGUUCGCCAAAGACGUUCGACUUAUCUUCAGCAACUCUAAAGCGUACACACCGAACAAGAAGUCCCGGAUCUACAGCAUGACUCUGAGCUUGUCAGCAUUCUUCGAACAUCAGAUCAUCCCCAUCAUCUCCGAUUACAAGGUAGCCGUCCAGAACCAGAGACGCUGCCAACAGAGACUCAGCUACAGCAAGAGACUGCAAACGUCCCCGCCGGAGAGCCCCAAAGGGAAACCUAAGUCAGCGAAGAAAACUAAGACUCCACAGCAGCCGAACAGCACCCGCUCACAACAGCUCUCUGAAGAUUUGAAUCUUGCGCUUGACGAAGAUAGUCAGCCUUCAUCCUGCUCCUUGUCAGCAUCGACAUCCUCAGUGUUGGGUCAACGAGCGAGUAACCGAGUGACACGCAGCCGAGCUCUGAGCAAGAGAGCAGACCCUCAGUGCAACGGACCACUGACGAACGGAGGUCGAAGGUCACGUCGACGGCCGGGACAGGGAGACUCCUCAGACUCCGAGAGCUCGGAAUCUUCAUCCACAUCAUCAUCGUCUUCGUCCUCUUCGUCUUCGUCGUCUUCGUCCUCUUCCUCCGAAAGCGAAGUGAGUGACGCCGAAGUGGGCAGUUUCGCCGAAGGCGGCGACCACGACUACAGCAAAGCGUCACGUCUCUCUUUGGCACGCAAAAGCAAGAUCAGCUCUAACUUUACCUUUAACACCAAACGGAAAAGAAGCAGACAAGAAGAGAAAACGACGGAGUGCCUCAAGCGUGCACGUAGGGAACAGAUGCAUGUCCAAGCAGCUCAGAGCGAGAAUGAGGACGAGGAAGAAGAUGAUGACGACGAGGGAGAGGAAGAAGAAGGGGAAGUGGAAGAGGGGGAAGUGGAGGAGGUGGAAGAAGGGGAAGAUGAAAUGGAGGAAGAAGGAGGAGGAGAAGAAGAAGAAGGGGAGGUGGCAGAAGAAAACGAGGAGGAAGAGGAGGAGGACGGUGAGGAGGAGGAAGGUGAAGGCGACGGUGAGGAGGAGGAGGGCGACGGUGACGACGGUGAGGAGGAAGGUGAGGAGGAAGAGGAAUUGAGUCCACAACCUCAGCUUCCUUCCAGAAGUCAAAGGUCACAUCAGAGAACUGUGAAAGCAGGGCGUGUAAACACCCGUAACCAAGGGAGACGGACCGUAGUCUAUAACGACGACUCCGAGGACGACGCGCCUUCAGCUGACCCACUCAACCUGGGCACGUCACGUUCCGGAAGAAUCCGCCGCAUGACCGAACGAGCAAGGGUCAGCCAUUUAAUGGGCUGGUCACACUGACCUUUGACCUUUUGGACAUAUUUUUUAAGCGACUUCAGACAUUCACUACAGCAAUACUGCAGGGAUUUUUGUAGCUGUAAAUGUACAGAUGUUUUCUUUUUCUUCUCUUUUAUGUUCUUUUUUUAUUUAUUUUUAUUUUGUUAACGAGACUUUUGUUUACGACUCUGGAGCUCGUGGUGCUGACUCCGUCUCUCACUCUGGUGUUUAGCAAACCAAACCAGCCUUACUGUGAGCCAGAGCAUGGAGGAGUCUCCUUCACUCUCCCUGUCUGUCUCCGUCCCUGUCUGUCUCUCCCUGUCUGUCUGUCUUUCUCUCUCACGUCUUCUCUCCUGGCUUCAUUUGCCAACGUGGUGCUUAUUAAAUCAAGUCACUGUACUUCAUGCGGGAUGAUGGUGCUGUUCUCUUUCUCUCUCUCUCUCUCUCUCUCUCUCUCUCUACCACUCUGUUAAAUGGUACAUUAGCUAGCUAGCUAAAGGUUUACAUCCCAAACCGCAUCUUUUGUAAUAAACAGUCGAAAUAAUGGCUUUAAUCUUCGUACUGAGUUUUGUACAGUUGUGUUUGGUUUGGGAUGCGACCCGAGGUUUUCAUUCCCCCAAGCUAGCAGCUGUUUAUUUUUAUAACAACUUUACAGACUGUUCUCUCACAUUCUCUACAAAUAGCUCAUUGUAGCAUUACAGUGUCCUGUUAAACUAAUAUCCAAUCAGCUCUUUGUUGCCAGGCACAUUUAAUCCGACAGAGCGACCUCAUUGGUUGUGAACAGGCGCUCUCUCUUUUUGAUUGGUUAAAAUAAAAUCCCUCUAAUGUUAAUAUAAAGCUGUAUGGAUCUAGUCUACUGACUAAAUCAGAUUUUGGUAUUUGGAUUCUCUGUUAAUUAAAAAACGAAACACUGGAAAUAUCAGUGCAGUUGCUGUAACAUCCAAUCAGCUUCUGGUUGCUAUGCAGAAAAUGAAGAGGUGCUCUCUGAUUGGUCCAAACCUCUGAGAGGAAUUUUUCUUUUGAUGGUAGUCGUGUCAAUGUCCAUGUAAACACUUCUAACUAAGUUAAAUAGUGCACUUUCCUUUACAAAAUCUUUGCUGUGACACAGUGGCCUGGUAGCAAAAGUUUUUGCCCCUGCCAUCCUGACCAGUUCACCAUUCGGGACACAGCCAUGUAGGGGUUUAAACCAAGUCCUCUCCUUUAUUGAACUGUUUGUUCUCUUUUCCCUUUUUCUCUCUCUCUCUGUUUCCCACAGUCAAAUACCUGGGAUUUGUCCCAAACGCCGGUCUCGCUAGUGUUCUUACUAGAACGUUGACCAUUUCAAGACGCAUCCCAAAUGUUACAAAGUGUAAAAUGUCUUGAGAUUUUCUUGAUGCUUUUUAUUUUGGAGCGGUCACUUAGCGGUGUCCCAUAAUGCAUACAUAAAGUAUAAUGAUUCAGUAAAGUUAGGGAUCAAUUUAACCAAGUUAACAGUGUUUUAUGUUUGAAUGUCUUGUGUUUAGAAUGCUGUUGUACUCUAGUCAUUACUAGUGCUAGUGAUUACUAGCGACAUUAGCUUAGCGAGCCUGUUAAACACAGCAGGUGCGGCAACAUCACGUACGAACUUAUUUGCUAACAUUUAGCGUUACCUCUUAGCCUAUUUAAAAUUCCAGUAAGAGUGCUAUGGUUCAAUACACUAGCAUUUGGGACACAUCCUAGAUUUUAUUUUUGUCAAAUCUUCCAAGAUGAAUGAAGUACUUCCUGAUCAUGACCUUUGACUUCCUGCCCAUGCGACGGUCAAGAGCAUAGAUACGCCGAGUGUUUGCACACACACUGUUUUUACAAUGGAGUAUAUUUAUAUUUGUACUAUACACUUACACUUUAAUUCAUAAAUAUUAACUCAAAAUGAUCCAGAGAUGUUUGCACAUGUCAUGGCAGCUGAUUGGUCAAAAAAAUGUUUGGGUGGGGCUAAAUCCUGCCUCCUUAUUGGUUAAGAGUCUUCACAGACCAGAGCCGAUGGGAAGCUCAAAGCGACAAGGAUGACUGUUUUUGAUGGGGCUUUUUUUUAUAGAGUGACUUUUUUUUUCUUUCUUUUAUAUACAUUUUUUUUAUUAUUAUUUUGACCUCUGAAAACAGGAUGUGGUGCCAAUCUAAGGACUCAAGAGAUCUUCCAGGUCCUGCAGAGCUCCAGUCUUUUGAUUCAGCAGGGAGUUUGUUUGUUUGUUUUUUAAUAAAUGGUGAUUCCUAUUGGU
Tachysurus fulvidraco (yellow catfish) is the source of this 7823-nucleotide messenger RNA. It is a transcript of the gene brwd3, whose product is annotated as bromodomain and WD repeat domain containing 3. The coding region runs from base 148 to 5616 and encodes 1822 amino acids. Gene Ontology annotation, cellular component: nucleus. The transcript has 39 exons. Gene Ontology annotation, molecular function: protein binding. The record is from RefSeq and is a predicted model, not a curated record. Gene Ontology annotation, biological process: cytoskeleton organization; regulation of transcription by RNA polymerase II; regulation of cell shape. NCBI's taxonomy places the organism in Eukaryota, Metazoa, Chordata, Actinopteri, Siluriformes, Bagridae.